Molecule: messenger RNA, 3524 nt
Organism: Thunnus maccoyii (southern bluefin tuna)
Lineage: Eukaryota; Metazoa; Chordata; Actinopteri; Scombriformes; Scombridae
Gene: pax8
Product: paired box 8
Exons: 15
Coding region: 1242-2642 (466 amino acids)
Biological process (GO): regulation of transcription by RNA polymerase II; anatomical structure development
Molecular function (GO): DNA-binding transcription factor activity, RNA polymerase II-specific; RNA polymerase II cis-regulatory region sequence-specific DNA binding
Source: RefSeq, a predicted model, not a curated record
UGUUGACAUUAUUUAAAUUACUGACUAAUGAUCUCUAAACCAGCUGAUUUCUACUUUGUUUUGGAAGCUGAUUCAUCAAACACCUUUAAGUUGAACUUGCUUUGUGAUACAGACCCCUGAAUAAUUUACCUAGUUGACAGUUAAAGGCUGCUGUCAGUGUUGGAGGGAUAUUAAAAACAGAAAAACUCAGUCAGUGGUCAUCAUAAUGCAAAAAUGAGUGCAAUAAUUUCUGUUUGAGACCUCAUUGUCAUGACAUAUUGUCAAGUAUUGUUUCAAGAAAUUUUGGGGUUUAAAUGACCACCAUAGAGAGUUUUUUUGGCCAGAUUCUGGUAUUUUUUUUAUGUCAGAAUUCUUGGAUUUGGCUCUUUUAGGCCAAAAAUAUGAAUUUAAAGAACGGUAUCUCAUGAUUCUCCACCAGAAUUAUAUUCUAGGUAUUGUUAUGAGGACUUUGAAGCAGCAUUAAGACAAUUGUGAAAGGAGAUCAAGUUUGAGAAAAUGUGUUUUAACAGUUAAAUUAAUGUACAAAAUCACAGAUGUUUUGGUGGCUAUAGUCAAAAAAAUUGUAGGGAGGGUGGGGUUGCACUUGGAGACUGAAGACUCUUGACCUCAGUAUCUCCAAAAUCCUGGCUACAGUCCUGAAUGGGCAACAUUACAGCUGCAUACUGCUCUGUGGAUAAUGAGGUUCUUUUACCAUCCGUUUGAUUAACUCCGCUGCCCACGUCUCCACUUGUAAGAGGAGCACCUGAGUUCCCACGAGGACACCCGACUCCAUGCCCUCCCCCCCUCAAAACAUUACAGCCCUACUGCCAACUUUGUGAUGCCCGUCUCCAUGGAGACCACCUCUGACUGACAGGCAUGAAGACAAGGUCCACCAGUCGCUCUGAUCCUCAAAGUCUGCAAUUACUAGUGUGUGUCGAUGGGGGGGAAUCAAAAAUGAAGUGAGGAAGAGGGUCAGCAACAGACUAAGAGGAGCAGACUCUGAGCAGACACACAAACUUUGCUCGGGGAAGUAAAUCCGGGCGGAGACACACCCGGAGAGAAACAGAAACAUUGCAGCAGGCCUUUAUCUCUCUGACUACUUGCAUCGUUUCGUUCAUGUCAGCGUGUGAUCAGCGGGGCGCUCAGCAGGAGCACGCUCAUGCCACACAAGGCAGGACGGGGAGUAAAAACACUUUAACUGGGACAGCGAGGAGGAGACCGUCACGUUCAGCUGGUGGACCACAGACCAAAAACUCAGGGAUAUGUCCCACAACACCGGAAGAGGUCAUGGGGGUCUUAACCAACUAGGUGGCAUGUUUGUUAAUGGCCGUCCACUUCCGGAGGUGAUCCGGCAACGCAUUGUGGACAUGGCCCACCAGGGCGUUCGGCCUUGCGACAUCUCCCGGCAGCUCCGAGUCAGCCACGGCUGUGUCAGCAAGAUCCUGGGCCGUUACUACGAGACAGGCAGCAUCAAACCUGGCGUGAUCGGUGGCUCCAAGCCCAAGGUGGCCACCCCGAAGGUUGUGGACAAGAUCGCAGAGUAUAAGAGGCAGAAUCCCACAAUGUUCGCCUGGGAGAUCAGGGACCGGCUGCUGGCUGAGGGAGUGUGUGACAGCGACACGGUGCCCAGCGUGAGCUCCAUUAACAGAAUAAUUCGAACAAAAGUGCAGCAGCCGUUCAAUCUGCCUCUGGAUGGAAAAGGCCUGAGUCCAGGACAAACCUUAAUCCCCAGUUCGGCGGUCACCCCUCCAGAGUCUCCACAGUCAGACUCUUUGGGCUCCACCUACUCCAUCAGCGGCUUGUUGGGUAUCCCCCAACCCAGCGCCGAGGGCAAGAGGAGCCAUGAUGACAGUGACCAGGAGAGUUGUCGGCACAGCGUGGACUCUCAGGGCAGCGGGGGCGUCCCGAGGAAACAGAUGAGAGUGGAUCACUUCUCCGCGGCCUCGCAACACCUGGACUGUGGGUUUGAUCGUCACCACUACCCACCGGACUCCUUCAGCUCCGCCUCCGGCAGCAAGACAGAGCAGACUUUGUACCCGCUGUCCCUCAUCAAUAGCAGCCUAGACGAGGCCAAGACCAGCCUCUCAACAUCCAGCUCCGCCAUUGGACGGAAUCUGACGGCGCACCAGAGUUACACCAUGGUGACUGAGCCCCUACAGUCCCUGCCGAUCUGUCUAAAACAGGAAAUGUCCCCAGAAGUGACCAGCACGAGUCCCUCCCCAAACAUGGCGGCAGCGUCCAACCUGGCAUUUGUGGAGCUGCAGGCGCUGCAGAAACCCGUGUCUGUCAGCAACAGCUGCAGCAGCAGCAGCUCCAACCAUUUCCCCAACGCCUUCAACUCAUUCUCCCAUCAUGCACCAGUGUACGGGCAGUUCAGCAGUCAGUCUAUCAUCUCAGGGCGUGACAUGGUGAGCUCCACCCUGCCAGGCUACCCACCUCACAUCCCCUCCCCUGCCCAGUCAGGAUACACCUCCUCUGCCAUCACUGGCAUGGUAGCAGCAGGUGCAGACUACUCGGGUCAGUCCUACAGCCACUCGCCCUACACCACCUACAGUGAAGCCUGGAGGUUCACCAACUCCAGCAUACUGGGUUCACCCUAUUAUUACAGCUCGGCCUCCCGCACCGCUCCACCGUCUGCUGCAGCCGCCUACGACCACCUCUAGUCCCUGCUAGACUCUGUGCUGGUGGAUCUGACUCUGAGGAACCAGACAAUGUUGAGAACUUUACAUCAGCUGACACAUCUGAUCACGGACCAAGGCAUGAAAGUCAAAACUGGAUGUGAACUUGAGACUUGAGACACAUUUUUUUUUUUAUACCCUCUCAUGGUCAACCAGGCCUACUCAUAAGUUAUUUAUUUGUCAUUACUGAUACCAUCGCCCAGGGGAAUUCAGACUCAUGCACGUUUUACACAAUUCUAACACUAAACUCCUCCUGUUUUCUGUUACGCCUGACGUCUCCUCACAUGGUGCAUAUUUUCAGUAUCGAGCUCUUUAACGCUGUUUUUGGCCAAAGACUUUCUUUCUCGCACAUCUGCAACUUGACACCACUGAUCCAGUGAAUGGGGGAUAUGCAACUUCUUUAUACUGAACUAUGCCUGCUUUUGUUUACAAUGUUUGUUUGUUUUUUUUUACUAUUAUUAUUGUGAAUCCUGUCCUAUCAUCACAAAUUAUUUCCUAUUCUUGAUCUGUGUCUGCUUGCAAAUUAAAUUUUGUGACUUGUUUUCUCUCUAAAUUCAGAUUUUAAGAGCUUUCCUGUAGUGAAACCUUAUAAGGGCGACACAUUAAAAAUCACAAUUACAACAAAAUGCCCACAUAUGCCCCUCAAAGACAAUUAAUGUAUCUGUCUAGCAAUAUGUACAUAUUGUAAAUGAUGAAUUACUUACAGGGAAGUGAUGCAAUUUUACUCAGAGAAUGGCUGGUGAGGGAGGGGAACGGUGAUUUGGCUACUAAAAACCAACAAGGCUUGAAAUACAUUUGUGUUGCUUCAAAUAAAUUUAGUUUGUUGUCAUGCUGAUGUUCUGAUGUUUGGUAAGAACUGUGACUAUU